AAACACGCAGUAAGUGGUACGCUCCGCCGACCCUGCUCUGUAAUGGCGCAGCGCGGCGAGAUUGAACAGUGAAAUUCCUCUAAAUAUAAUAAAAAAUGACGCUGAGAGCGGUUUGGACAUGUUUAUCGGGACACACGUUCAUGUGAAGUUCUUUAGUUCUUCGACCGAGUGUGAAAAAACUUUGUGUUGAAGAUGACCUCCAUCAUCAAGCUGACUGCCGUAUCCGGCGUGCAGGAGGAGUCUGCUCUCUGUUACCUGUUACAGGUAGAUGAGUUCCGCUUUCUUUUGGACUGCGGCUGGGACGAGAGCUUCUCCAUGGACAUCAUAGAUGCUAUGAAAAGGUAUGUGCACCAAGUCGAUGCAGUGCUUCUCUCUCAUCCAGACCCACUACACUUGGGCGCUUUACCCUAUGCAGUUGGCAAACUGGGCCUCAACUGUACCAUCUAUGCCACCAUCCCUGUGUACAAGAUGGGACAGAUGUUUAUGUAUGACCUCUAUCAGUCUCGUCACAACACAGAAGACUUUUCCUUAUUCACACUAGAUGAUGUGGACUCAGCUUUUGACAAGAUCCAGCAGUUAAAAUACUCACAGAUUGUAAAUCUGAAAGGAAAGGGUCAUGGUUUAUCCAUCACUCCGCUUCCUGCUGGUCAUAUGAUUGGUGGGACCAUUUGGAAAAUAGUGAAAGAUGGAGAGGAGGAGAUUAUUUAUGCUGUGGACUUUAAUCAUAAGAGAGAAAUUCAUCUAAACGGUUGUUCCCUCGAGUCAAUCAGCCGACCCUCCCUGCUCAUUACUGAUUCCUUCAAUGCCACUUAUGUUCAGCCUCGCAGAAAACAGCGUGAUGAGCAGCUCCUGACUAAUAUUAUGGAGACUCUUCGUGGUGAUGGCAAUGUGCUGAUCGCUGUGGAUACAGCUGGACGUGUGCUGGAGCUGGCUCAGUUGCUGGAUCAAAUCUGGAGGACCAAGGAUGCAGGGCUGGGGGUGUAUUCCCUCACUCUGCUCAACAAUGUCAGCUACAAUGUUGUGGAGUUCUCUAAGUCCCAGGUGGAGUGGAUGAGUGAUAAGCUCAUGCGAUGCUUUGAAGACAAGAGAAACAACCCCUUCCAGUUCCGUCACCUCUCUCUGUGUCACGGUCUGUCUGAUCUGGCUCGAGUGCCCAGUCCUAAAGUGGUUCUGUGCAGCCAGCCUGAUUUGGAAUCAGGUUUUUCCAGGGAACUCUUUAUCCAGUGGUGCCAGGACUCUAAAAACUCCAUCAUUCUCACCUACCGCACCACACCGGGUACACUGGCCCGAUACCUUAUAGACAAUCCUGGAGAGAAGAUGAUAGACCUGGAGAUAAAGAAAAGGACCAAACUGGAAGGUCGUGAGCUGGAGGAGUACCUGGAGAAGGAGAAAAUGAAGAAAGAAGCUGCUAAGAAACUUGAACAAGCAAAAGAGGUCGAUGUGGACUCGAGUGAUGAAAGUGAUAUGGAGGAUGAUUUGGAGCAGCCUGCUAUGGGGAAGACCAAACACCAUGACCUGAUGAUGAAAGGCGAGGGGGGGCGCAAGGGAGGCUUCUUCAAACAGGCCAAGAAAUCCUACCCCAUGUUUCCUUCUCACGAGGAGAGGAUCAAAUGGGAUGAGUAUGGAGAAAUCAUCAGGCCAGAGGAGUUCCUGGUUCCUGAGCUGCAGGCUACAGAGGAGGAGAAGAGUAAGCUGGAGUCCGGUAUGGCUAAUGGAGAUGAGCCAAUGGACCAGGACCUGUCGGACGUCCCCACCAAGUGUACGUGCACCACAGAGAACCUGGAGAUCAGAGCUCGAGUCACAUACAUAGACUACGAGGGCCGCUCAGAUGGAGACUCCAUUAAGAAGAUUAUAAACCAGAUGAAGCCCAGACAGCUGGUCAUAGUCCACGGGCCUCCAGAGGCCAGCCAGGACCUGGCAGAUUCGUGUAAGGCCUUCUGUGGAAAAGACAUUAAAGUGUACACCCCCAAGCUUCAGGAGACUGUGGACGCCACCAGCGAAACACACAUCUACCAGGUAAGACUGAAAGACUCUCUGGUCAGCUCUUUGCAGUUCUGUAAGGCCAGGGACACAGAGCUGGCCUGGAUCGAUGGAGUGCUGGACAUGCGGGUGGUGAAAGUGGACACGGGGGUGCUGGCGGAGGAAGGAGACACCCGGGACGAGGCAGAGGAAGGAGAACUCUCCAUGGAUGUGUCGUCUGAGCUGGCGACUGAGCCCAGCGCCAUGGCAACACAGCGGGCCAUGAAGACAUUGUUCGGAGAGGACGAAAAGGAGAUUUCAGAAGAGAGUGACGUCAUUCCCACACUGGAGCCCCUACCUGCAACUGAGACUCCGGGUCACCAGGCUGUUUUCAUAAAUGAACCCAGACUGUCGGACUUUAAGCAGGUUCUGCUGCGGGAGGGCAUCCAGGCAGAGUUUGUGGGCGGAGUUUUGGUCUGCAAUAACUUGGUGGCCGUUCGCAGGACGGAGGCUGGUCGUAUAGGUCUGGAGGGUUGUCAGUGUGAAGACUACUACAGGAUCCGUGAGCUGCUGUAUCAGCAGUAUGCAGUAGUGUAGCAUUGUUUCCCUACAAAUAGCUCUCUGAUGGGGGCUAACCUGGGCCUCUCCAGCUGUCUGAACCCCAGACAUGUCCUUGUUUCUUAUUUUUGUAGUUUUUCUGAGUUUAUUUUUACCGCUGUUUACCCUGCAGAGCGUGGCAGAUGCUCACAGUCUGAGCUUGCUCAAGAGGACCUUGGAAGUCCUUAGAGAUGCUCUUCUGAACUCUAGAAGUCUAGAAUAUUUGUGUAGAGCAAGCAGUCAAAAGAAAAGAGGACUUCAGGAUGUUUUGUUUUUUAUGUUCUGUUCUUCUGAUAAAAAAUCUCUUUUUGAAAUGAAAA
This is a messenger RNA of Astyanax mexicanus (Mexican tetra), 2876 nucleotides long. It is a transcript of the gene cpsf2, whose product is annotated as cleavage and polyadenylation specific factor 2. The record is from RefSeq and is a predicted model, not a curated record. NCBI's taxonomy places the organism in Eukaryota, Metazoa, Chordata, Actinopteri, Characiformes, Acestrorhamphidae. Bases 193 to 2556 code for a protein of 787 amino acids. Gene Ontology annotation, biological process: mRNA 3'-end processing by stem-loop binding and cleavage. The transcript has 15 exons. Gene Ontology annotation, cellular component: mRNA cleavage and polyadenylation specificity factor complex. Gene Ontology annotation, molecular function: RNA binding.